Phycodurus eques (leafy seadragon) is the source of this 4890-nucleotide messenger RNA. RefSeq names its product HD domain containing 3 (gene hddc3). The record is from RefSeq and is a predicted model, not a curated record. Bases 105 to 644 code for a protein of 179 amino acids. NCBI's taxonomy places the organism in Eukaryota, Metazoa, Chordata, Actinopteri, Syngnathiformes, Syngnathidae. The transcript has 5 exons. Gene Ontology annotation, molecular function: guanosine-3',5'-bis(diphosphate) 3'-diphosphatase activity.
CUGGCUUGACUGCUACUUUACGAGUGGAGGCUGGCUUGACCGCGGUGUCUUGAACAACCUUCCAUUGAGGAGUUAUUUAAUUCUCAUUGCGUAAAGUGUACGCUAUGGAUUCAAACGCAGUGUUUCUGUUAGAGACAGUUAAUUUCGCCGCUGAAAAGCAUCGAAACCAGCGUCGUAAAGACGCAGAAAAAACGCCCUAUAUUAACCACCCGAUCGGAGUUGCGAGGAUUCUCAGCCAUGAAGCUGGCAUCACUGACAUCGUAGUAUUACAAGCUGCUCUGCUUCAUGACACUUUGGAGGACACAGACACGAAGCCCGAAGAACUGGAAACAAAGUUUGGACAGAUCGUUGCUGGUAUUGUUCAGGAGGUGACAGACGUUAAGAGUCUCCCCAAAGCGGAGAGAAAGCGUCUACAGGUGGAACAUGCGCCUCAUUGUAGCCACCAGGCCAAACUGGUCAAACUGGCAGACAAACUGUACAACCUCAGGGAUUUGAACCGCUGCACACCUGUUGGUUGGACGGCAGAGCGGGUCCAGCAGUAUUUUGUGUGGGCCUCUGAUGUGGUAAAAGGCCUAAAAGGUACUAACUCAGCUCUGGAGGAGAAGUUGGAGGAGUUGUUCAGACAGAGAGGAAUGCUGCUCUAACAUGGCGGGCACAUAAAGACAAACAACCAUUCAACUCGCAAGGUCACAUUCACACCUAUGGACAAUUUAAGAGUCUUCAAUUAACCUAAGAAGCAUGUUUUUGGAAUGUGGGAGGAAACAGAAGUACCCAAAGAACAUGCAAACGGAAAACACACAGGAAGGCGGAUGUGCUAACCGCUCGGGCGCCGUGCCGCCAAUUGUAUUAUCAACUCAAAUAAAUGAUACUAAAUAAAGAGGGAAGAGGUGGAAAGAGACAUUUCAUAAUGAACAAAUAUCUAAGACAAUCUGUAAGGACAGGUUGAAGGACGGGGCCAGUUUGCUUCUGAAGCACUGCUGAAGUGCCAUUGAUCAAGGACACUUCACAGCCCCCUUACUGAUAUGGCUAGCUAGAAAAGAAUGGAACAUUACCCUGGACAUCAAUAAUGGGUUGUAAUUAAUAUUGUGGAUGUAAAAAAAAGCAUAGUUUAUGUACUGCUGACAAGCCUUUAAAUUGGUGAAAAUGUACAUUUUGAUGAUGAUAUAGCUCCUUGAUACAAUACUUUUCUGAUAUGAUUGACAUAGUCAGAGACAUUGACAACUACACUGCAUUUUGACAAGGUGUGUUUGUAAUAUUUUGCUCAGCUUCUUUACCUACCAGGAGGGACACAUUUCAGGGUUGAGUUUUAUUUGACAUUACAGCCAGAAACCAAAAAUGUUGCGCUAUCUUUGCCUGGCCAAAAUGGACUAACUGAAAAUAGUAAUGUCCAUAUAUAAAAUAGGUAACAACCACACAGACACUGGUAGGGAAAAGUCCACAAAAGCAAAAGAGGUAGAGUCGUGUAGCGAAUACGCCUUAUGGAACACGUCAACGGCAACCCCCACAAGACACAGGAAAUCUGGUUUAUGUCACCUGAGCCAUAAACUGAUCAUCAGUCCUCCUUCAGCCAUUCCUACUGGUUUCUCGAACAAUUACCCUUUUUUUGCGGACUGAUUUAAUGACCAAGAAUUUGGGAAACCCUCUUUUCAAAGGUGACAGUUCGAGACAACAAUGUAUUUAUUAGUCAGACAGGCCACAAGUUGAACCGGUAACUCCCAGACCUUCGCAGGGACUCGAAUGAAGUACAAUGGACCAUCCGGGAUCAUUGGUGGGGCACGGGCGACACCCACUGGUGUUUAAGAGUCAUUACAAGCUCAUUAUCAGCACCCACAGUUUUACAGUGAUGAAUGUUUGAUUUUUUACAAACUUUGCACUAAUGCUCCCAGUGUAUAUCAUACCAAUGUCACAAAUGACUGUUUCUUGCAGGUCAGCUGGUUAAAUCUGUUGUCAACCAAAUAUGAUUGUGUUUACCUGAGACAACACGGAAAUGUUACAUAAUGGACAUCAAGUGUUCUAAGCCACCAAAUAAGGUUAAAACACUCAUUGCAUAGAUUAACCAUGGUGUGUGAGACAAUGCAAAAGCUGGGAAUUUACUUUUUAUUUUAGCUGCACUGGUUUUAGACCAGCGGCACGGUGGCCGACUGGUUGGAGCGUCAGCCUCACAGUUCUGAGGACCUGGGUUCAAUCCCCGGCCCCGACUGUGUGGAGUUUGCAUGUUCUCCCCGUGCCUGCGUGGGUUUUCUCCGGGCACUCCGGUUUCCUCCCACAUCCCAAAAACAUGCAUAAAUUGGAGACUCUAAAUUGCCCGUAGGUGUGCAUGUGAGUGCAAAUGGUUGUCUGUUUGUAUGUGCCCUGCGAUUGGCUGGCAACCAGUUCAGGGUGUACCCCGCCUCCUGCCCGAUGACAGCUGGGAUAGGCUCCAGCACGCCCGCGACCCUCGUGAGGAGAAGCGGCUCAGGAAAUGGAUGGAUGGAUGGAUGGAUGGAUGGUUUUAGACCACAGAUGUUUCUAGAAGUGAAAUUCAAUAUCAGAGGUGUGGUCUGUCCUUCCCGCUCUUGCCUUUUGGGGCAACCCCAUUUUUCUUGGUACAAAAGACCGGAGCCUUUUAUUCUCUUGCUUCUUGGUCUCCUGCGCCGCCGAAGACGCUGGCUCCCAGCCAAGAAGCCCCACUCCUCACCACUAGGUGGGGGAGGUGAGCCGAGACGGGCUAGGCCCGACCGAACCUUCCUUGCCGCGCCGACGAUCGCUGACCACAGAGUUAUUCUGCCAGCUCCCCAAACUACACGUUUGUGGAGUCCGGCAGGAAGGAUUUACGGGCGCAGGUUUUCUCUGAGCACAUGAUGAACAACGUCACCCAAGCGCUUCGGCCACUGGCUCUUUUGCUUUUUCUUUUUUUCCUUUUCCUCCUUUUUCUUCAAACCAACCUGUCGGCACCCUUGCCCAUCCAUCAAGAGGAUUGACCCGCCUGCCUAAAUUUUGUUCUAUGCAACGUGAGUACAACUUGCUGAUUACCAAGUACAAAUUGGUACAUAAUUGGGCUUAUACUAACGAUCACAGAAAUGCCGCAUCUCUCACCGCUCAUCCUCAUUCCACACUUUUUCCAUUCCACAUUCCACACGUUUGUCUGUACCGUUUUGUAGUAAAGUCCCUCUGCAUUGUUCCCCCUGUAGUUUCCCCUGUAGAUUUGUUUUCUCUAAAAUUCCACUUCCUGUUGUGCACUUUGUGUGUUUGAAUGAAACCGUAAAACCGCUGAAAUCUAGAACUGUUGUUCUAGAUUUCGGCUGUUAGGUCAAGCAGAAUGGAGGAUCUGUAUCCUUUUAAUGUUGGAACAGUUUUACUGUGUCACAGUGGAGUUUUUAAGCUGCUGCUGUGCUUUCUUAGUAUUAUAAUGGCUAUUUAUUGAGAAUCAGAGUCGAUCAGUCCAACAGAACAAAGUUUCUAGAGGGGAGUGAGAAAAGAAGACAAAAGACAAAGUACUAACUGUAAACAAGAUGAGAAAAGUAAAUCCUUAUAUAUCUAGAACAAUGGCACAUUAGAUAUGAGUGUUGUAUGGGGCAUUAGUGCUACACCCUGUGAGGGAAGGACAGGACAAGAUAGAACAGGACAAGGACAAGAAGAAAGAAACACGCAGGACAAGGGUCGUGAAAACGGGUGUACAACUGAAGUGGGGUGGGAUUGACUAUGUAAAUUAUAAAAGUCUACAGGACGAGAGUAUGAGUGAGGGGAUACACAAGCAAUUCGCAUAUUCAUGAGUUAUUUGUUGCAAGAAGUGAGUGGCCCCACACCCAGUGAAAAAGUCCCAGGGUUGUGUGCCUGCCAGGUACUGCUGCCUAACACUAAAAAACCCAGGGUUUUCUUACUCCUGCUGCAAUUCCUAGAGGACAGCACAAAGGCUCUGUGUUUUAAACGAACAACUCAACGGCCUACAAUUAGCCACCUUUCUUUUGUAAAUGCAGCCAUUUUUACCAGAUUAGCUAGCGGUACACAGACGUGACACGCGUUAAGUGCUUGACUGAUUGUCUAACAGGGACAUCGGAAUGUGGUCGACCACAAGAAUACUCAGCUUGAAAAACAAGUUUUGGUCAACACCACCUUGUGUGAUGUUGAAAAUAGCAUAGGCAAGUUGAUGAUUAUUUUUCACAAAAUAAUGGCGAAACAGUCAACAGGCCUCCCUCCUAUUUCUGCCAUUGACAUUUUGAUUUUUCAAUAUGGUUUUAUUUCAUUUAUUUUGAAGUGUUUUAUUGCGGUGUCCUGGUACACUUUUUAAAUUUUUCUUGAUAGCACUACUUUCAUGUACAUGUUAUAUAUACAUACUUUUUUUUUGUAACCAUGCAGCGCUUUGUGCGACUGUGGACAUUGUAAAUGUGCUAUAUAAAUAAACACAGAAAAUCCUGGUAAAAAAAAUAGAAAAAAAUGUAAAAGCAGGCCUACUGAGUGUGGUAUGGAAGAAGGGUCGGUGUCGGCGUGAACGAUGACUGAACAAUAGACCCGAGAUGGAUAAAUAGCUCGCUCGCGGCACAUACUAGUUCACUUACUCAGUCAACUAGGAAACGAAGAUGCAGAAAGUCUACAGCACUCAGCAGGCUUUGGAUUUGAUCCCGAACCAAGUCAACCCCUUGUGACUGAUGGAGAAGACAUUGCCCUUGAGCUGAGUCCAGACUCAGAAUUUUUUUCUGUUAAGAUUUCCUAAACAUCCUAUUUUCAUUUGCUGAUUAUGGCAGUUGUGUUUUAGGAAAAGACGAAAAGAAUGCAAAAUCAAAACCAAGGAAGCAUACGUGAUGUUUUGGAAUUAUAAUUCAAAUGAUAUCUUUGCGUGGAUUUCUAACCUUGAUUGAGGUUUUUAUAGCUCACAUCAUAUUUCAUUGCCCACAUCUAAAAAAUAUGAUCACC